GUUGAUACGUCCGUCGCGAUACCCUUUCACGUGAUGCCGAGGCAAGUCACGUGAUACACGGAAGUGAUCGUGAAAGGUGUUGUUGAUUUGGCCAUGUCUGAAGUGCAACUGUCGUCCUCGCCCCAGAGCCCUGACUCUGGAUACGUAGACGACUGGCAAUCGGGUAAAACGUUGACCGAAACCAAUCUGCACAUGCUCACAACUCAAAACUCAUGUGACGUCAGCUUCCGGGUCGGGCCAAACGAAAAGGUCAUCCAGGGUCAUCGCUAUGUCCUUAUCAGCCGGAGUGCUGUGUUCCACGCCAUGUUGUCAGGCCCCCUGGCGGAGAAGGAUAUCAUCACAGUCCCCGAUAUUGAGGAUGAAAUAUUUUAUGAAAUGUUGAAAUAUUUAUACACAAAUGAGGGGAACGUCACUCCUGAGAAUGUGACAGGUCUGCUUUAUUUGGCCAAAAAGUACUCCAUCGGCGGUUUAGAACGCCAGUGUUUGGAUUACCUGGAGAAAUCACUGAGUGCCGAUAACGCGUGUGUGAUCAUGGAACAAGCCCACAGCUUUGACGAGACUGAGCUUCAGGCCAAGGCGCUGGAGAUCGUCAUCAGUGAAGGUGACGUCAGUCUCAGAACAUCAGGGUUCUCCCAGCUCUGCCACAGCUGUUUCCACAAGGUUGUGACAUCGGAGGACCUAGCCGUGAAACCGGAACACAUGUUCAGCGCCGCGAUGUCGUGGUCGGCGGCCGAAUGUGAGCGCAAGGAGUUAGAGGUCGUUGCUGUCAAUCAGAGAACCGUCCUUGGCGAGUCCCUUUACAACAUCCGCUUCUCAACCAUGUGUCGCGAGUACUUCGUGAAACAAGUCGUUUCCACUGGGGUCCUUGUAGCAGAAGAGAGUAAUAAGAUCUUAUGCAAGUUUGUCUGUAGCGAUGUGGACGUAUCGCCGUUCACUGCCGACCCGCGACUAGGGGUGACGAAUAAGACAUUUACCGUUUCCAGAUUCCGUUCAAUCAGCACGACGUCACUCUUAUGUCAAGGUGAUGUAGUAGAUUCAGUGACCUUGACCUCCAGUCAUGACCUUUACCUUCACGGUAUCCAGUUAUACUGCCCCUUUAACGAAGUAGUCGCCAUGUACAGCGUAUUCAUCUCUGUGCGGAUCAGCCCCGGAACCCUAAUCCCCGGAUCCUGCUUGUCAACAACCAUUCAGGCAAAACCCUUUGAGAAGGCGGUGUUUGACGUCUACCUCAACGCACCUGUGAUCAUUCGGAAGAAUAUCCAGCACAAGGUCGCGGUGUUGAUCAACGGAGGCUACACGUAUCAAGGCACGACGGGCCUGUCACGUGUCAUUUACGGAUCAAACUGCUUUCAGUUUGCAGUUUCAACAGGUGGGCGCUUCAGGAGUUCAAUAUCGGAAGGGCAGAUUCCAGGAUUUAUUUUCAGUGAACCAUGAUAGACAAAAGUAUGCAAAAUGGGUGGAGAAGACAGAUAAAAUUUUCUCGGACGCUUGUACAGGCGAUGUAUUGUGACAUUGACACCACAUUGCUCCACUACUGUACCACCAGUAUCCAUAUCAGUCACUUAACUGCAAAAACAAACUUAAGAAAUACUCACAGGUGAACCCGCGGAUCUGCAUAAUGCGUUCAUUCAGAUACAUACGGGGAUCCAUCUUCCCGAGGCAAAGGAGUUAACUGACUAUAAAAGUCCAGUUUCCACCCUUGCCGAACUAGGCUGGUAUUAUAGUGUUACGUUUUGUCUGGACUAACGAGUCUAUGAAUAGUC
Messenger RNA from Haliotis rufescens (red abalone), 1763 nucleotides. Its product is annotated as BTB/POZ domain-containing protein 6-like. The record is from RefSeq and is a predicted model, not a curated record. The coding region runs from base 94 to 1434 and encodes 446 amino acids. Gene Ontology annotation, cellular component: cytosol. NCBI's taxonomy places the organism in Eukaryota, Metazoa, Mollusca, Gastropoda, Lepetellida, Haliotidae. The transcript is spliced from 3 exons. Gene Ontology annotation, biological process: neurogenesis. Gene Ontology annotation, molecular function: protein binding.